AUGGGCUACUUGACUCGGUCCAGUCGCCGAGUUAAUUCUCAAUCCGCGAAACCCGCGAAGCAGCGCAAGCUUCCAGAACCUAAAUCGCGUCUGAAACGCGCUGAUUCCGCGCACCCUGGCAAUGCGCCAAUAACUGAACCGAAAAAGUCCUCUGAGACUGUAUGGGAGGACCCCCCGGUCGCACGCGCGCGCCCGACUGAGGCCGAGGCCGAUUCCACCACAGACAAGAACCCCAUCCAUACCAUGAAACCGAUCGGCCAGUACCCAUCUCCCGCAGAGUAUAAAAGCGUUGGCUUAAAGCCUCCUCCUAAACAUGUCCGUAAGGUCAAUAAGUGGGUGGCGGACACGGACGAGGAGGAGGAAGACUUGAUGACCACCGACACCCCUAUGACACCGACUGUGGAGGAAGCCAUGCUCUCUGAUGUCUCUUGCAUUGAUAAGCAAGGUGAUCGGUUUACAAGGGGAGUAAAUCCAGUUGCACUAAAGUCCUCCAUUGAGAAGAUGGCCAGACGGAAUUUAGGUGUCAGAGUGAAUGGAGCGAAUGGAGAAGUGAAUGGAGACGACACAGACAAAACAAAUUUGGCGACUCCGGUUUCCGAAGCCUUUGAUCUCCAUCUGCUUCCUCCAUCGACGGCACAUCCAUCUCUUUCUCCGGCAGAGACCCCCGUACAGACCCCCGCUGACGAGAUCUUGACCGACUCAUUCUUAACGGUGCCUGACACUCAUCUUUCCGCACCCGACCCCGACACCCCCUUACACCAAACACAAUCACCUCCAGCUACGGCUAUAGCAGACGCCGGUAUGGCCUCAGAGGCUGAUAAGUCUACGACUGGUCGUAAUUUUACUGAUGUAUUAAAUCACAUCCCUCUGCCAGUAUCCGACGUCUAUGAUGUUCCUCAGCUUAGGAAGGUCUUAGAGGCCGCCAUUUCUCAUUCCAAGGUCAUAGGCGAUGACGAGGUUGCGCUGAGUCUUGCCUACUUCUGGUCUGAGGUGAAAAGCGACGAAUUUAAGUUAGCCUUGAUUCAUAACAUCGGUCGAGAGGAUACUGAUCACCGACUGGAGCUCGCGUUACGCACGAUUCUCAGUCACUCAGUGCAAGAGGCUGAUCAAUGGUACAAAGCUUUCAGUGCGAAAUGUGCUCACGCGGAACUCCGCCCUGAAUACGAAUCAGACACUAGUUCCAGUUUGUCUUCUGCGAAGUCUGUCGCAGCAGAGCCAGGCAAGCCUUCUUUCAAAGUUUCUGACAUCUACCGGGACACGAGUGGCCCCAAACUUGAAGAACUAUUUGUGAAUGGAAAAACAAACACUGCUCCUUACAAACGCCCUAAGAAACCGGUUCGUGUCAACGAAAACUCCUUCAAGCGCCGACACGAAUGGGAAUCAGACCCAACCAUGGGUGAAAAGAUGCUUCACAAGCGUGCACGCUUUGCCAAGGAGACCAACGUUGAGGAAGUCCCGGUGAAGCCCAGCUCCAUUCGCCCUGAGCUUCCCGAGCCAGAGAUGCAGCCGGAUGAGCCGGACAAAGACAUUGAUGCGACUCCUGUAUUAGGCGUCUCCCCACGCUCAAAGCGUGCAGAGGAGCGAAAGGAGCGCCAGAAGAAGCAAGAUCAGGAUAAAGGCAAAGCUCCCGCCUCGCAGAAGAGGAAUAAGCCUGCCAAGUCCCCCUCUCUUCCCGCGGGUAAUCGAUCACGGUCCCUUUCAAAUGCCAGCGCCAAACCCAAACAGUCUGCUCUGAAAAAUUGGCGACAAGACUGGAUGGGCCGGUACCGACCUGACUCGACGGACAACGAUGCAGAGAACAUCGACAACUGCGCUUGGUGCGGUGGUGGUGGCAAGUUACUGUGUUGUGACACCUGUGAAAAUGCCUUCCAUUUCAAAUGUGUAAAGACUGCCAACAAGAACUCGCUCAAGGAUCAGUGGUUUUGCCCGAAAUGCGACGCUCAGCAUGAAUUCACGUUUGCGAUCCUCGCCGCCAACGCCAUUGAAAGAACUGAUUUUUCUCCCCCCGUCGAAAUCAAAGAAUACUUUGCAGGAGUUGGCGAAGGCAUUCAAGAAGAUCCUGAUGAUUCGGAUGAUCCCAAUGGUGCAGAAGAUUCUAAGUCCAAGGAUUCUCCCACAUACAAGAGACAGACCUUCUACCAGACCGUUCCCCACAUUCCACGUCUGACUAAGCCAGCGAAAGCUAAAACCUCGACACCGGCCUACAACGAUCCCAGCCUGCUCAAGCUAAUGGAAAACGGGCAUGUGAUUCUUUGCAACAGAUGUGGCAAGUCCACGGACAAUGUGCGUCCCAUAAUCAAAUGUGAUUACUGCCCCUGCCGCUUCCACAUGGAUUGUCUUGAUCCUCCCCGUGCCAUCCCCCCUAACCCCGUCGCUGGGUGGAUGUGUCCCAACCACGUUACGCCGGAGGAUCUGCUCGCCAUCAAGUUUGUUGACGGUCAUGUUCAAGAGCGUCGUGUUCGUCGUCCCCGGAAUUUACUCCUGGUAGACGCAGAGCCCAACACCAGCUAUGAUCGGGACUCUACUUUCGACGAUGAUUGGCGGGCAGAUCGCCUUCGUUUCCCUCCUGGAGACAUGAUCAUGGAUUUUGUAUCCGCUGUUAAGGAAGAUAGAAAAAACACCAACAAAGACGUCGCUGAGCGUUUGGCGAAGCGCAUGGUCGCCGUUACUACGCUUGCAGUUAAGGACUUGGCUAGAAAUGGUGGCAAUGCGUCUGAGGAAUGGAUACAGAAUUUUGAAUCUCUUUGCGAAACCGAGGCCAAGCAUGUUCGAGAUGGCGAUUCUCGUGAGCGAGAGAUUAAAGCCGCAGAUGCUCUUCUCGACAUGCUCCACGGUGGUCACCAGCAAUCUACCCCCCUUCACUCCUCCCAGCCUGAACAGCCAGCUGAAGAGACGCCUGCACCUGUCCAGGCCGAGGAGGACUCUCCCACGACCAAGUCUGCCACCUAG
This is a messenger RNA of Penicillium longicatenatum, 2949 nucleotides long. RefSeq names its product putative PHD finger domain protein. The transcript has 2 exons. Gene Ontology annotation, cellular component: Rpd3S complex. The coding region runs from base 1 to 2949 and encodes 982 amino acids. Gene Ontology annotation, biological process: regulation of transcription by RNA polymerase II. The record is from RefSeq and is a predicted model, not a curated record. Lineage: Eukaryota; Fungi; Ascomycota; Eurotiomycetes; Eurotiales; Aspergillaceae. Gene Ontology annotation, molecular function: metal ion binding.